Alternaria alternata is the source of this 714-nucleotide messenger RNA. RefSeq lists its product as hypothetical. The record is from RefSeq and is a predicted model, not a curated record. The coding region runs from base 196 to 612 and encodes 138 amino acids. Lineage: Eukaryota; Fungi; Ascomycota; Dothideomycetes; Pleosporales; Pleosporaceae. The transcript has a single exon.
GUUCAAGACACUUCAGCCCAACGACAAGGCUACAACGAUGCGGUCAUCCCGGGCCCCACUGCGGCGCAUGCAGGUACUGCGUCGAGUGGACCUCUAACCUCACAUGGAAACUGCAUUUCUACUAUAUACGAAUGCACCAAUGAUGGUUACUCAUGGUAUUUGUUAUAUCAUAUUACCGAAUGAAACUAAGGACAAAUGAGCUUUCGUCCCACAGCGGGUCUUGGUCUUAGUAUUUGUGUACAGUCGCUGGACAUCGAAAUGACAUUCUACAACGAACAGGUCAAGCUGAUACAACAGAGUAAGCAUCAAGGUUGGUUAGCCUUGUCUAACUUCUUACCAGGUAUCAUGGGCGAUCCUCCACGGAACCCUUUCAAGACUUCAGCCGCGCCCUUUUCGCGGAUCCUUCCUUUGUAUCCCCGUCAUAAUUGCACUCACAGACCCCGCUGCUUCAAGGCCCCCAGCUUUCAUACGCUUGGGUACAUUGUACUAGCAUCUUGGAUCGUUCGACAUCCUCGUUCAUCACAUACCAUACUCUGUCUUGCGGCUGAUCAAUGGAUCCCUCAAAAUCACACAGCAAUAGAAAUAUUCGCUAUGCGCCAACCUACCAGAUAAACACUACAUCUCAUCCGACAUCCUUCUAUCACUACACAUCGAUAUCACUCAAACAAGAGAGAUCGGCUCUUCAUCACCUGGCUCUUCCCCAAGUACCUGUUU